AUGGCGUCAACAGCAAGCACCGACGCGUCGUCGCUGGUCGCCAAAUCGGACCACAUGGCUCCAGAAAUACCGGCAGCAGUGCCGAGCUCUGCAAAGUCACCCAAAAGGCCCCCGCCAGAAACAAAAGAAAGCAUCUUCCUACGACGAACUACUAUCCUCUCCUUUUGGGCCGUGGUCAUCCUCCUGGGACUGCCAAUAUGGCUGAAGACGACAGCCGUCUACAGGGCCGCGUUGCCACUACAGGAGAUGACAGAGUGGGCCGAUGGCCAGGUCUGCAAACCCGUCUUCCCCCUACGUAUUGCUAUUGAAGCCCCUGUCCACGAGUCGGACGCCCAACAGCUUCUUCGCACGGCGCAGCACGCCCUCGAUGAACUCAACGACUUCUCUGCACAUCAGCUGCGGCUCUUACUUGCCGAUCCUCCUGCCGCCAACGCGUCCCAGCAAGUCAUUAGUGAUGGAACGAGCAUUCAGAGCCAUGGGGAGGAUAUUGCCUUGUCGGUACGAUUGAUUCCUGUCGAGACUGGCACAACACCGCGAUCACACCUGCAGCCAUAUAUGCCCCUGCUGGACGUCUACUACUCCCCAGCCCAGCUUCCUGCUCAAGGUUCAACAGGAUCUGUACUCGCAAGCUUCCUUGCUCAGGAGCUCCACCAACUAUUCGCCGAAGAAAGAAGUCAAUUGAUCCACGUGCUUUCGGCCACUUCCAAUGCACAUGCUGCGCAAAGCAGCGUCUUGUCUGCGCAGACUUCGGCCGAGUUAGAAAGGCAAUCGACCCGAGCGCUGAAAUACGCACCGACAUAUCAUCUAACAUUCUCGUUGUUCACACCUUCGUACACCCCAUCCUCUUGGGACAUCGAAGCUGCAUUGCGCACCUACCUCACGCCCCUGCUCGAAUCACUCUCGGCUAUCAGCAACUUCACGGUGGACACACAGGUUCAGCUGUACGCUACCUUCUCCCCAUCCGUACGCCUGCCUGACUAUGACGAAGACCUCAAAGCAUGGACGUUACGCAAAGAAGACCUGAGUGGCUUCAUUAACGCUGCGGAGUGGCCCCUCAGUCCUAGCAUUGGCGAGGGUCCAACCGUCAACUUCAUCCUCUAUGUGCCGCAUGAAAACCAGACACCAUUACUAGUCAAAGAAAACUUGGCAGAUAGCUGGCUCAUUCCUCAGUGGGGCGGGGUGCAUAUUUUGAACCUUGAUCCAGGAUCAGGUACACCAUCCGAGCUGAAAGCUGAUGCACUUGCGCCUGCAAUGCACAGCUUCUCGAAUCAGCUUAUAUCUUUAUUUGGCCUGCCACAAUAUCCUGCUUCAUUGCCUCUUCGUAUCUCGACGCUUGAGCGCGUUCGGGUUGCAUCGCUCAUUUUCUCAGCUUCUUCCACCUUGGGUGCACUCGCUCAGGUUUACACCAAACUCCCCUCUAUUCCUGUGCCCGAUAACGUCGCUCAGUCGGUUCAGCAUGCAAUCUCGCACUUACAACAGGCGUGCAAUUUCCUCAAAGAUGGCCGCUUCCCGCGCGCUUUAGAGCACGCUCGAGCUGCAGAGGUCGAGGCCGAGAAGGCGUUUUUCGAGCGCUCUAUGGUUGGGCAAGUCUACUUUCCUGAUGAACACAAGGUAGCAGUUUAUUUGCCCCUAUUAGGCCCAGUUGCUGUGCCUCUGGUCAUGGCCGGUCUGAAGGAGCUGAAGACGAUGCUCAAGCGAGUCGGACUAGAAGACCCUGUGGAGUUGAGUCGGAGCUCAGCCCCCGAUAUUCACUCACACAGUCCAGCGACGCCAAAGCUGCCCCGCUGCGGGCAAUCAGCCAAUGUCAUGAUUCUCUGGCUCGCAGCACUACUGUAUAGUGCCAUAGUGAGUAAUACGGCAAGUUGCCGCAAACUAGCACACCCGCAUAACGCAGUCUGUUGUCUAACCUCGGAAAUACAGAAGCGCGGCUGGGACCAAGGCGUCCAAGGCGUGAAACAAGUCCUCGACCAAUUCGCCAAUGAUGGAUCACCCGGGCUCGUCUUCCACGCCGUCGACAAGUCGGGCAACACCCUCGUCAAACAUGCUGCUGGUAAACUGGGCGUAGAUUCCCCUGAAUCCAUGGACGAAGACAGCACUAUAUUCUGGAUUGCCUCUUGCACGAAACUUGUGACUGCUAUUGCGGUACUGCAACUCGUUGAGCAAGGCAAGAUUCCCCUCGACGACACAGCAUUCGUGAAGAAAGUGAUCCCAGAGAUCUCCGAGAAGAAGGUCUUCGAGGACGGCGUGAACGGCGUUCCACAGGAGAAAGAUGUCACCGUCCGAAUGCUGCUGUCGCAUACGGCUGGCUUUGCAUACGGUUUCUUUGACCCGCGUGCGCAUACCAAUGGCCUCGAGUUUGAGGGAUCAGAUGGUAGCAAAGAGAACUUUCUCAAGCUCAACCUAGUUAACCAACCUGGUUCGAAAUGGGAGUACGGCGUCAACAUCGACUUCGCCGGCAUAAUCGUCGAACGCGUAACCAACCAAACACUCGGCGAAUACUUCCACUCGCACAUCUUCACCCCGCUCGGCAUCCCCCGCGACGGCAUCUCCAUGUUCCCCACUGCAGAAGCGCAAAAAUAUCUCGCGCACAUGCAUCAGCGCGAUGGCAGCACCGGCCAGCUCAAGGAGCGUGAGCAUCUGCACAACGGGCCGCUAGCACAGUCCACAAAGGACCAGCAGGAUCGCUUCAUGCAGUCGGGAGGCGCGGGCCUGUUUGCCAAACCAAAGGAGUAUGUCAAGAUACUGGCGGCCAUAUUGAACAAUGGGACGAGUCCGACGACGGGGGCGAGCAUCUUGAAGAGGGAGAGUGUGGAUAUGUUGUGGGAGAACCAGAUUCCUGAUGAACCCAACUUCGCCCGCGCCAGCGUCAUCCCCGCAAACCCCCUCCUCGUCAACCCAGCCUCCGAAUUCUACCCCCAGCCCAACAACCCAGCACAAGGCUGGGCCUACGGCGGCUUCCUCACCAUAGCCCCAGGAUCCACAGGCCGCGGCGCAAACACGCUGUGGUGGAUGGGGCUAGCCAAUUGUUUUUGGUGGAUGGAUCGGGAGAAGGGUGUAGCCGGAUUUUUAGGGAGUCAGGUUCUUCCGAAUGGUGAUCCCAAGGUCAUUCCGGCUUGGUUUUCGGUUGAGAAGAUGGUUUAUGAUAAUUUAGAGUAA
Plenodomus lingam JN3 is the source of this 3156-nucleotide messenger RNA. RefSeq lists its product as uncharacterized. The record is from RefSeq and is a predicted model, not a curated record. NCBI's taxonomy places the organism in Eukaryota, Fungi, Ascomycota, Dothideomycetes, Pleosporales, Leptosphaeriaceae.